AUGUCUGGUCAUAUUUCAUCGGAGCAUUCUCGCUCUGAUUCACGAUCCUCUCACACGCCACGAAUCUCCGGCGAUUUGACACCUCGCCACUCCUUCGGUCGCACCUCUUUCUCCAACCCAAAUGUCUUCGCCGACGAAUACUCAUUAGAAACCAUUGACUCCGAUCGCAUCCAACGCCCCCACAGUCCCUCUUCCAUCGCAUCCUCCUCUACUCUUCGAGAAAAUACCCAGUCAAGGACCGUCAGCACGGCCCCGACCGAGAACGAGAACCCUUUUGGUGAUGACGCUCGGGUGUCCUUCGAUGAACCUCAUCGGUCAAGUCUGCCCCAAAAGGGGUACAAUUUCGCCAACAACCGUAACUCCACCUCCUCUCUCAACUCUACGCCUUCAAUGAUCCAGCGAAAUCAAAGUGUUUCUUCUCGUUUCUCGAUUCCCCGCGCCCUCAGCCCCUACACCGGAGCCACCGGACCCAGCCAUCCAUAUGGUAUGUAUCCACAAGUUGGGGUUAGCCGGUCGCCUAGUGUUGGUAGUACUUCGACGAUACGCCCAAUCGAACGUCCACUUGAAGAAUCCAAUGGUCCACAGCACCCCUAUGCGAUGUACUCGCAGAAUGUGGUCGAGGAAGGAAUGGAUGACGAUAUCAUCCCAGUCGGAUUUCCAGGCCAUAAUCCACCAUAUCAACCGCCCGCUGGUCGUCAGGCUGAUGACGUGGGUGAUAUCAUUGGACCGGAUGGUCACGCAGAGCCGCUACCACCCUAUUCACGCUAUCCAACUGGUGUUGUACCCAAGCCUCCAGGGGCUGAGACGACGGCCGAUAUCAGCACUCCACCGGAGGAACACCGACUCAACAAUGAAAGCCUAAGAGCACCACCGAUCUCAGAAACCUCAUCAAGGCCUUUGGUGCCUGCAUAUUCUGGACUUGGGAACGAUGGUGGGAACGGGGAGGAAAGAGUCGCUGCGACUACAGGCAUCAUGGCCUUCGAGGAGAAACUCAAACGCAAGGGGAAACAGACUGCAUGCUGUGGCCUGCCGGUGUGGACGUUUGUCCUCAUUGCAACUGUUAUGCUCAUCGGAGGGUGUAUUGGGGGUGCCAUUGGCGGUGUUUUGGGAACCAAGAAGGCCGCCGAAGCUGCAAAGCAAGAAGACCAAGAGGCUCAAAAAUCUAGCGCGUUACCAAUUAUCACGGUCACUGCAACUCCUCAGAUGGAUGCGUCCAUGAUAUCCACCCCCACCUAUCUGAAACAAAUCCCAACGGGUCACUUUGUGGUUCCUUCCGGUUAUCAGAAUGGAUCAGGGCUUUGCGUGGACGAGUCGAAUUACGGGAAAGCCUGGAAAUGCCUGCAAUCGCCGAGCAAAGUUGAUAUUUUUGUCGGCGAAUACAAAGGUCAUCAUUCCAUCGUUUUCGACAACAGUUCUCCAACCCCGACUUUUACAUACGGUGCCCAGGCGCCAUAUUGGUCUGCUUCGCCUACACAAGCACUGAGUAUGGCCAUUGAUACCACUGAUAUUGGCAUGGGCCCUGCUCUAUUCUUCCUUGCUCCGUUCGACAAGUUGGUCAUUGUCCCAGACGAUACAUUCUCUAACUCCCUUUCCAAGCGCUCGUGGGUGGAAGACGGGUGGGUGAAUGCAAACGCCUACAAGAACCUGAAGCAGACUGCAUCAAUCGGCGACAAGCCGUGGUUCUGUUGGUGGAAUAACACGAUGAUGGAGUUCUUCUUGUAUGUCAACCAGUCGACGUCGCAUUCCUCGACCACUACCGCUUCCACCAACAGCGACAUGGCGGCAAGCACAGCUGGCGUAACUACUGACUCCAAACGCGACGAAUCCUCCACUUCUGAUUACCCACGGAGGAUCAAGAUGGAGGAGCGUCGAGACGACCCAUCACGCGAAGCUCCUUACUGUCAGCAAAUGCAGAUUCGCAAUGACGGGGGUUUGGCGCUUCUCUCGGGCAAUAUCAUCAACAUCAAAGAAAAUGAGCCCACGCCGACUACUACCUACACCAAUUAUAAAGGUGGCACUGCCCAGACAUACACUGCCCAGGCAUCUUACGCCAGCCCGUGCUACUGCGUGUCUCUGACUGACUAG
Molecule: messenger RNA, 2085 nt
Organism: Penicillium expansum
Lineage: Eukaryota; Fungi; Ascomycota; Eurotiomycetes; Eurotiales; Aspergillaceae
Exons: 1
Coding region: 1-2085 (694 amino acids)
Source: RefSeq, a predicted model, not a curated record